UGGCAGUUUCUUCAGAUUUUAGAAGUCCUUUCAGGACCAGCAGAUUGGCCAACCACGUAAUCUGAUAUAUAGAGGAUUAGAAUCAGAGAUCCAUAUCAGUGUCUGUCACAAGAAUUAAGAAGCUAUGCAAGAAGUGAACUAUGCACAUUUCAAAGCAGAGACAACCCAUGUUACAGUUAUUUAAGGACAGCAUAGUCUAACAAGAUGCUAUGUUUAAAUAAAGCUAUGGUGUGAUGCAUGCGGUCAACCUACUACUAUUAUAUGUCAGGUGUGUACUUUGAGGCAAAUAGUCAAUUGUGGGCUGUUAAAUUACUGUCGCGAGGAAGGGGUUGUGCAACACGAUCCAACUUAUUGUAGAACCAACACCGUUCUAUCAUCCACAGCCACUGCAUCAUUUCAUUUCUGCGCUCCUCAUCUACUAUUGAGCCACUCAAUUAGAGUUAGUCAGAGAGGGCAACAUGGCUGGAGCUAUAGUGAGUGUUUCAACUGGUGCCCUGAGCACCCUGCUUCCUAAGCUCUCCCUGUUGAUCCAAGGGGAGUACAAGCUUCUCAAAGGCGUGAAGGGUGGGAUCUCCUUUCUGAAGGAUGAGCUGACCAGCAUGCAUACCCUUCUAGUGAAGCUGGCAAACAACGAGGAGAACUUGGAUGAGCAGGUGAAGGAUUGGAGGAACAAGGUGCGUGAGCUGAGCUAUGAUAUUGAAGACUGCAUCGACCUUUUCCUGCACAAGGUGAGCAGUUCUAAUGCUAAAGCGGGCCUUGUCCGGAAGACGGCAGCUAAAAUUAGAAAGUUAUGGUCGCGCCACAAAAUCGCAAACCUAAUUGAAGAACUUAAGGCUCGUGUUAUAGAAGAAAGUGAUCGCCGUUUGAGAUAUAAUUUUGAAGAAGUUGCUGAUAAUUUUAGCCAUGUUCAAAUUGAUCCUCGACUGCCAGCACUCUAUGUGGAAGCAGAGAAGCUUGUUAGGAUUGAUGGUCCUAGAGAGAAGAUUAUCGAGUGGCUGGAAAAAGAUGAAUCUCAGAAACUCAAAGUAGUAUGCAUUGUGGGCUUUGGAGGUCUUGGAAAGACAACUCUUGCAAACCAAGUUUAUCACAAAAUGAAAGGUCAAUUUGAUUGUUCUUCUUGCAUGCCAGUUUCACGGAAUCCUAAUAUGACAAAGAUACUAGUUGAUUUGCUCAAAGAAUUGGGAAGUCGUGUUGAUACAUCAGAUGAUGAGCGUCAGCUCAUAUGCAAGCUCAGAACAUUCCUACAACGUAAGAGGUACUUGGUCAUUGUUGAUGAUAUUUGGAGCGCAAAAGCAUGGGAAGUUGUCAAAUGUGCUCUCCCAGAGAACAAUUUAUGCAGUAGAGUAAUUUCAACGACAAGAAAUGCAGAUGUUGCAACAUCAUGCUGCUCCUGUUUAGCAGGAUAUAUCCAUAACAUGCAGCCCUUAACUGAGCAGGACUCUCAGAAGCUAUUUUUUAAGAGGAUUUUUGGGGACAAGUCAGCAUGCCCUCCUUACCUUGAACAAGUCUCCCAUGGAAUCAUUAGCAAGUGCCAUGGGUUGCCAUUAGCUAUUAUCAGUAUAGCUAGCCUGCUAGCUGGAAAAUCACAUAUGAAGGAGCAAUGGGAGCAAGUGCACAAUUCUAUUGGUUUUGUGUUUAGUCAACAAGGAAUUAGAGAUAUACUGCUGCUUAGCUACUAUGAUCUUCCGAUAAAUCUGAAAACUUGCUUGCUAUAUCUUAGUGUGUUUCCAGAGGAUUACAAGAUUGAUAGAGAAGAGCUAAUAUGGAGAUGGAUAGCUGAAGGGUUCAUCAGUGAAGUGAAGGGUCAAACACUGGAUCAAAUUGCUGAUAAUUACUUCAAUGAUCUUGUAAACAGAAGCAUGAUCCAACCAUUUGACAUCAAGUACGAUGGCAGGGCAGAUGCUUGUAAACUGCAUGAUAUGGUGCUCGACCUUAUAAUUUCCCUGUCAACACAGGAGAAUUUCACAACCAUAAUGGAAGGGCAACAAUAUAAAUGUUCUUCUAAUAAGAUUCGUAGGCUGUCAGUACAUUCAAAAUAUCUGGAAGAUGAAGUAAUGCAGGAGAUUAUGAUGAAUUGCUCGCAAGUUCGUUCCAUCAGCUUCUACGAAUUGCAAGAUCAGGAAAUUAGUCUUCUCUCAACUCUUAAUUCUUUGAGAGUGCUAGCUUUUAAUAAUUCCCACCAUCUUGGUAACAAAAGCAUUAAAUAUCUUGGAAGGUUUUUCCAGCUGACAUAUUUGAGCAUCGCUUCUCGUGGUAUCACUGAUCUUCCAGAGCAAAUAGGAGGUCUGCAGAAUCUACUGACACUAGACAUUCGUGGCAGUAGUGUUGAAAAAUUGCCAUCAACAAUAGGUUGUUUGAAAAAUCUGGUGCGUCUACUUGUAAAUGAAGCUGUGAAAUUGCCCAAUGAGGUUGGAGAUCUACAAGCCUUGCAGCAGCUGUCAUUUGCUGGUAACUAUAAUUCCAUAGUAUUUGUGGAACAGCUGAAGCGGUUGGCAAACCUAAGGGCGAUUUCCAUACGACUGCAUGAUAGCGCACGACUUGGUCAUCAUGAUAUGGCAAGGUAUAUGGAAGCUUUGAAGUCAUCUCUUGCUGUGAUGGAUAAACAAGGGAUCCAAUCAUUGGAAAUAUCCUGCUUUGAUAGUGUGAUAGGAGAAAAACUCAUGGAUUUAUUAUGCUACUCACCAUGCCUCCAAAGGCUUGUCAUACAUGGUUGUUGUAUCGGUCUGCUAUCAAAGCAGAUGACGUUGCUUGUUAACCUCAGGCAUCUUGAAAUAUGGGUUAGAAACAUUAAGCAGGACGAUCUCUGCGUUCUAGGAAGCAUACCCACUCUGCUCUUCUUCAGGUUAUUUGUAGUAUGUGGACCUGAUGAAAGGCUUGCCAUCAGCAGCCAUCAAUUCCGAUGCCUCAAGCAGUUCAUCUUCGUAAGUUACGGAGGUGGGCUGGAGAUGUUGUUUAUGCAGGGAGCAAUGCCUGAGCUCCGAUGGUUCUCUUGAAUUCCGCGCACAUGAAUCAGACUGCAAGAUGGGUUUUGAGUUCAGCUUAAAGCACCUUGCAAGCCUGGAGCACCUCAAAGUCACAAUUUUUUGCCAUGUUGCCACCAGAAGCCGGGUGGAGGCUGCAGAAGCUUCGGUCAGGAAUGCAGCCAGUGCCCACCCAGGGUGUCCCAUAUUUGAAAUCAAUAGAUGUGGGGAACAAAACAUGGUAGAUGAUAAGGUCGACAAGGAGGAGAUACUCAAGGAUAUAGAUGCUCAUGAAGUGGUUCGGCGUGACAUGAAUAACUGAAAUUGCAGUUUGCAACACCCUAUGUGAGAUUCUACUUUUACUGCUGCUUAUAAUUGCCUGAGACAGAGGCUAAACUGCUAGCCACAUGAUCACUAUUGAUGCAUGGAAACUAAGUUAUCAGACCUUCCAAUUCAGAACCAUCAUCAUUUGGUUUUGUCUAAUUACUACUGGUAAUACUGGCAAGUAGACCUUCUAGCUUGAUUUGUAAACACAUUGAGCUUUAAUAUUUCAAAUGCGGGUAGCCGGACUGCCAAUGAGCAUCUCUUGCUUCAGUUGUACUUUACUCUAUGUACGCCGAAAGUCUGCAAGCUUUGAGUAAUCUCUUCUGCAAUUACUUCUCCGAAAGGACCAAGAUAAGAAAACAAUAUGUACUACCUCCGUUUCUAAAUGUUUGACGCUGUUGACUUUUUUAAACAUGUUUGACCAUUCGUCUUAUUCAAAAAAAAUAUAAGUAAUUAUUAAUUCUUUUCC
Messenger RNA from Oryza sativa Japonica Group (Japanese rice), 3753 nucleotides. The record is from RefSeq and is a predicted model, not a curated record. Lineage: Eukaryota; Viridiplantae; Streptophyta; Magnoliopsida; Poales; Poaceae.